Messenger RNA from Tetrahymena thermophila SB210, 924 nucleotides. RefSeq names its product transmembrane protein, putative. NCBI's taxonomy places the organism in Eukaryota, Ciliophora, Oligohymenophorea, Hymenostomatida, Tetrahymenidae. The transcript has a single exon. The record is from RefSeq and is a predicted model, not a curated record.
AUGAUAAUCUAUUUAAAUGCAUUAAUAAUUAUUUUGUUUAUAUUGAAACUUUCCUUCUAAUUUGAUUAUAUAUGCGAUGAUAUUAAACCUACUAAUGUUUACUGCGAUUAGAACCAAAUUUGCUAAGACUGUUUAAAUGCUGAUUGUUUGUAUUGUAAAAGUGAUUUGAACACCUGUACAUAAUGUGUCAGCAAAUUCUUACUUAAUGAUUAAUGCUUGAACGUAUAGCCAAUAGGUGCUUUUUGUGAUAAAAGUACAAAAAUAUGUACUAAAUGUUCAGUCGAUUCAUGUAAUUAGUGCUCAGAUGAUGCUUAAAUAUGUUAGAAAUGCGAUUAAUCUUCAACAAAAAUAUAUCUUUAUUAAAACAGCUGCUUAAAUUCUACACCAGAUUAUGUCUAAUGCGAUUCUUCAAAUAUUUGUACUAACAAACCUCCAACAUACUGCACCGAAAAUUGUUAGACGUGCGAUUAUAAGUAAAAAGUUUGCUUGCAGUGUUCCAACACUUAUUAUAAAGUAAUAAACUAAUCAUCUACGUUUCCUACUUGUUAAAGUAAUUGUCCUUCUAAUUCUUCUUAAUAAGACUCAGAAUGUUAUGUUUGCCUUGAAGGCUACGUCUAUUCAAACAAAAAUUGCGUUUAACAAUUCAAAAAAUAUGAUUCAGAAAUAUUUACUGAGGAUAAAGUAAAAGAGGUUGCUUAAUAAGUUUCAACAUCCUCAUAAGCAACUACAAUUAGCACAGUAGCGCUGAAUUCAGUUUCAAAUGUUUUUUCAUCUUCUAGUUUUAGCAUUGUAACAGCUGGAUUGUCUUGCUAAAAACUCUCGUACUUGACAAUAGUUGAUUGUAAUCUACCCAAUCCAGUAUUUUAACCUUUAAAUGCAUAAAAAGGUAAUUAAUUAAUUUAUCAAUUAAAAUGUUUAAAAUGA